GCUGUUACUAGAUGACAGCCCCUGCAGCCUCAGGAGCCUCGCAGGCCUGCCAGGCAUAGGAUGGAAAAGGUUCCUGCUCUGAGUCCGACCUCACCGUACUUAGGCUGGUCCUAAAGGCUGAAGCUUGCCAAACCUACAAAUUUCCCCCAAGAUCGCAUCCAGGAUGACGGCACCCUUUUUCUCCCGUGGACUCCUCUUGCUCGUCGGCCUGUGCUGUCUGCUUCCCAUAACCAAGACUAAAUAUGAAGACCUCUAUGAAGACCCAAACAUUGAUCCCUUCCAGUGCCGGAAGGUGGCUCUCACCAUCUCCAAUAUCUCCAUCACCUUGUUCAAAGAGAUGGCUCAACUGUCAGUAAAUGGAAAUAUCUUAUUCUCCCCUAUUAGAGUCAUUGCUGCCAUUUCAAUGCUGUCCCUGGGAGCCAAAGGUAAUGAAAGCAAACGCAUCCUGGAAAUCCUAAGGCUCAACAAAACAGGCUUGCCUGAAGCUGAGAUCCACAAGUGUUUCCGGUAUCUGCUCCGUGCCAUCCACCAGCCUGAACAGCUAUCACCACUGAAAAGUGGUAGCGGUGUGUUCAUCCACCAGGAUCUGACACCAGUAGACAAAUUUGUGGAAGGAGUCAAGAACCUAUAUCACUCUGACAUCGUGUCCAUCAACUUUACAGACUGCAGGAGGGCCAAGACACAGAUCAACAAUUACAUGAUGACAAAAAGCAACAAGGAAAUUAAGAACAUUGUCAAGAAUCUGGAGAAUGACACAUACAUGGCUGUGGUGAACUACAUUAUCUGGAAUGCCAAAAUUAACAGCGACUUUGGCUGCCGAUCUGUCAAACAGAAGGACUAUCAUUUAGAACAAGGGAUGACAAUCAAGGUACCGAUGAUCCAUAUCGUGGACUUGAAUCACUUGUUCCGAGUGGAGGAUCUGUCUAGCACGGUGCUGGUGUUUACUCUGCUCGCAAGCAACUUCACAACCUACUUCAUCAUACCUGACAUAGGGCAGAUGCAAAAGGUGGAACAGAGACUGACCUACCCACACUUCCGCCGAAUGAGACGACAAUCUAAUCUAAGGAUGGUUAAUUUAGAGACACCAGAACUGUCAUUGUCUGAGACCCAUGAUGUGGAGUCAAUGAUGAACCUACUAGGAAUCACCUAUGUUUUCAAUAAUGAUGCCAACAGCUCAGCGGUCAUGAAUGACACACUUCAAAAGUCCUUCAAGAUGGUAAGUAAGGUCAAGCUGACCAUCGAUGACAAGGGGUCAAAACCUGGUAGAAGUACAUGCUUCAAAAAUGACGGGUCGGUCGAUGUGGGUUAUGUUCAGUUCAACAGACCUUUCCUAAUCUUCAUCAAGGAUCCAACAAAUGAUGUCCCCCUCUUUUUAGGCAGAGUGGUAAAUCCCAAACACUAACUGCUCUUGGGAAUCAGCCCCUCUCCUGAGAGCCGUGAUCCCUUCUUGCUGACAUUAAACAUGGGAUAGUUUCACUCAUGCCUGAGUGCAACCAGCAAA
Molecule: messenger RNA, 1501 nt
Organism: Rattus norvegicus (Norway rat)
Lineage: Eukaryota; Metazoa; Chordata; Mammalia; Rodentia; Muridae
Gene: Serpina1f
Product: serpin family A member 1F
Exons: 6
Coding region: 164-1402 (412 amino acids)
Cellular component (GO): extracellular region
Molecular function (GO): serine-type endopeptidase inhibitor activity
Source: RefSeq, marked provisional